Messenger RNA from Lolium rigidum, 1768 nucleotides. RefSeq names its product probable GTP diphosphokinase RSH2, chloroplastic. Bases 24 to 1421 code for a protein of 465 amino acids. Gene Ontology annotation, cellular component: chloroplast. Gene Ontology annotation, biological process: guanosine tetraphosphate metabolic process. The transcript has 6 exons. The record is from RefSeq and is a predicted model, not a curated record. NCBI's taxonomy places the organism in Eukaryota, Viridiplantae, Streptophyta, Magnoliopsida, Poales, Poaceae.
CCGAGGCGGCUCACCGCGGCCAGAUGCGCGCCAGCGGCGACCCUUACCUGCAGCACUGCGUGGAGACGGCGGCGCUGCUCGCGGAGCUGGGCGCCGGCCCUUCGGUUGUCGCCGCGGGGCUGCUGCACGACACCGUCGACGACGCAGGUCUGGAUUAUGGCUCCAUCUCCCAGCAAUUCGGCGCUGCCGUCGCGGACCUUGUCAAGGGGGUUUCUAACCUAAGUCAUUUGAGCAAACUGGCUCGUCGAAGCAAUACAGCGAGCAGAACUGAUGAAGCUGACAGGUUACGUACGGUCUUCCUUGCAAUGGAAGAUGCGAGAGCCGUGCUCAUCAAACUUGCUGAUAGACUACACAAUAUGAGGACGUUGGAUUCGUUGCCCAAGAUCAAGCGUCAGUGCUUUGCAAAGGAAACACUGGAGAUAUUUGCUCCGUUGGCAAAUCAAUUGGGGAUAUUGAACUGGAAGGAACAGCUUGAAAAUCUGUGCUUCAAGCACCUUUAUCCAGAACAAUACGAGGAACUGUCAUCUAAUCUUCAUCAGUUCUACAACAGAGAUAUGAUUGCAGCAGCAAUAAGGCGACUAGAACAAGCCCUUCAGGUGAGCGGACUAUCCUAUCGUUCCAUAUCGGGGAGGCAUAAGAGCAUGUACAGCAUCUACAGCAAGAUGGCAAGGAAGAAACUGGAGAUGGAUGAAAUCUAUGAUGUACAUGGGGUGCGUGUGAUACUUGAGAAUAAAGCUGAUUGUUUCACAACAUUAGAAGUUGUCCAUCAUUUGUGGCCUAGAAUUCCUGGGAAGUUCAAAGACUAUGUGAACAGCCCCAAACCUAAUGGGUACCAGUCCCUGCACACGGUUGUCCUCAGUGAAGAAGCACUCCCAUUAGAGAUCCAAAUUCGUACUGGGGACAUGCAUUUGCAGGCAGAGUUCGGAAUUGCUGCACAUUGGAGGUACAAGGAAGGCCUUCGGAGUUGCUCUUCAUGCGCUCCUGAAAUGGUUGACUGGGUUAGAUGUGUUGUUACGUGGCAGUGUGAAUCUUUGCACAUAGAUCACCCUUCACCUCUUGGAGUUGGUCCGUCACCGAGGACAACAUGCACCUUCCCUUCUCACUCUGACGAUUGUCCUUUCUCCUAUUCGAAACAAUAUGAUCACAUUGGACCAAUCCUAGUAAUACUUCUGGAGAACGAAAAGAUGUCAGUGCAAGAGCUCCCCCAAAAGUCAAAAAUACUGGACCUAUUGAAGAGGGCAUCUUCCUAUGACAUGCAGUUGAGCCUGAGGCUGAAUUGCCAUGCUGUGCACAAUUUGAACCAAGAGCUGAAGAUGGGCGAUGUGCUGGAGCUAAUUCCUUCAACUCCAUGCAAAUCUGGAAGUUACAUGAGGGGGUUCCACCAAAUUUCUGAUCACCGUCUCGCGGUUUCGCCAUCUUGACAGACAUCGAACAGUAGAUUUUGUGAAUAUAGAUAUGACAGAGCAGCUAAUCAUCUGAAGUUCAGAUUCUACACUGACAUAACAGUAACAGAUAGUGUAGUAUGUGGUGUUUAUUUGUUGAAGUAGAGGAAAAGAAGGUACGUAGCAUGUAAAAUUCAUCUGAAGUUUAGGUUCUCCUGCACUGACAGAAUAGUAACACAUUGUUAGCAUCUGGUGUAUAUUUUGUUGAUAAUUUGUUGAAGUAGCACAAGAUUGUAAGCAUGUAAAUAUGUGAUAAGAGUUUGAGCACAGUAAAUGGUUUCCGUGGGACAACCCUUAUUGGAAUGUAAACACUGUUCUGAUACACA